ACUGAGAGGAAAGUGAAAGGCGGUGGGGAAGUGGAUCUGGUGAUACAGCAUCCUCCUUUCGACUCCAACCGGUGAUAAUCCAGCUAAUAUCAGCUGGAUAAGAUAAAGGAGCAGCAGUCAGGCUGUAGUCCUCCAGAAGGCCGGUUCGGCGCGGUUCAAUAUUAUUCCCUCCUUCGAAAAUCCUGCUCAAACGGAGAUUUUACGCGGAAAAAACGCUAAUAAUAAACAUGAACGCGACUGAGCAUUCCCCGCUGGCUGAGUACGAUUUCGAGCGGCGCUUCGACGAAAUAAGAGCCCUGGAAUGGAUGCAGGAAAACUGGAACAAGGCCUUCAUGUUCUGUGGCCUGUACGCCGCGCUCGUAUUUGGCGGUCAGCACUUCAUGAGGGAAAGGCCGAAGCUGAACCUGCGACGGCCGUUAGUGCUGUGGUCUCUCAGCCUGGCCAUCUUCAGCAUCAUAGGAGCGGUGAGGACAGGACUGUACAUGGUGCACGUCCUCACAACCAACGGCUUCAGACAGUCUGUGUGUGACAUCAGCUUCUACAGCGCCCCCGUCAGCAAAUUCUGGGCCUACGCCUUUGUUCUUAGCAAGGCACCAGAGCUGGGGGACACGAUGUUCAUCAUCCUGCGGAAGCAGCGCCUCAUCUUCCUGCACUGGUACCACCACAUCACUGUGCUGCUCUACUCCUGGUACUCCUACAAGGACCAGGUGGCGGGCGGCGGCUGGUUCAUGACCAUGAACUUCGUGGUCCACUCCUUCAUGUACACGUACUACGCUGCCCGGGCCGCCGGCUGGAGGGUGCCCCGCCCCUGCGCCAUGAUCAUCACCACCACCCAGAUCCUGCAGAUGGUGAUGGGCCUCACCGUGCUGGGCCUGGUGUACAACUGGAAGCACGAGGUGCGCUGUCCCUCCAACAUGGACAACAUCACCUGGGGCUUCCUCAUGUACCUCAGCUACUUGGUCCUCUUCGCCUUUUUCUUCUACGACACCUACCUCAGAGGCUCCUCCGGGCACAAGGGAUCCAAGGCGGAGUAGCAGGUCUGUGCGGGGCGUGCCAUGCGCAGAAAUGACCCUCAGCGAGGGGCCAUGAAUGUGUGAGUCACAACUAGUUUCCUGGUUGCUCGGUCCUUCUCUUUUUAUAACGUUUUCACUUGACUUUUUAUAGGCACUGCUUGUAACAUCCAUGGAUUUAGAGCGGUAGGAAAGAGCAGACCAGUUCAGACUGAGCACCGCUUUUACAUUAUGGAAAUUAAUUUAAAGGGUGAAGGAAUAACAUGUUGUCUUUGACUAACAUAGUUUUUACUUCAUUAGUUAUUGCCUCUGAUGGUUAGACUCUUGACCCUUAUCAAAACAGAACAGCCAUACAGUAUGAGGGCCAAAUAUUUGUAUGUUGUAAUGAAGUGAUCAUACUUGAUGUAUAUGUAAAAACUCCGAAGUGGAAAAAAAACUUUUAAAUUGUUAAAGAAAAAGCUCAACAUUUUGGGAAAUACAGGUAUAUGCUUGAUUUCUGAGAGUCAGAUAGCUUAGCUGUUUCCCCCUGCCUAGCGUCCUUAUGCUAAGCUAACUGCCUCAGACAGAAAGCAAAUAAAUGUUAGAACCCAAAAUGUUUAACUUCUGUUUUAGCCCUAGCAAAACUGUGUGUGAUAGUGAGUUUAGGAUUACCAAAAGGGAACAAAGACUUCACAAUGCACUGAAUGAAAGAAGGGUGUUUUUCUCAUACUUAUUUUUAGCACUCACCACACAUGCAUUACACACAGCAUUUUAACCCUUGUGCCUCUCUAGGGACAUUUUUAGCUUUUACUUUUAAUUAAUUUAGGCUAUUUUAAUGCGUAUGGCAUACAAAAUUAUAUUUUGAAGCUCACAACACGGGUAAAUAAUAGAGACCCUUAAGGUAAAAAAUAUCCCCAUUGAAACUUAUUAAAGCCCCAAUGUUUAACUAUUUCCCCCCAGAUUGAACCAUUAUCUAAUUUUAACUACUUGUGGCAAAUUCUUGCUUUUUGUCUGAUUUGGCAUUGCGGCCGUUUUAUGUCAUUAUAUUAAGUAAAUGUUGUUACUAAUAAUUGGUAUCUGCACUGUGAUGGAGAGGUGUCAGAGCCAACAGCAGUGUCUUGAUCAAGAGCACCUUGGCAGUGCUGGUGAACUAGCACCUCUCCAGUUACAUAUUAUACGUAUAUUUUGGUCAGAUGGAGACUUGAAAUGGCGACCAUUCAGUUCCAGAGCCAAGUCCCUACAGACUGAGCUACUGCCACCCAUACACAAGAAAUAAAAGGCAUAACAAGGGCUUUAUCGAAACAAACGUGUGGCAUUUAAAGGUUUAAAAUUCAGAAAAUUAAUCAAUAUUUAGUUGUCACAUUCAGUACUGGUGUUGGUGAAAUGUAACUCAGUGGAAUAUAUAUAUAUAUAUAUAUAUUUAAAUGUAUGGCCAUUUUGUGUAGGUCUGAGAAACGUUGAGUUCAAAAUCUCGCCUCUCCCACAGUACUGCCCAUAAACCAUUGAGCAUCUUCUUCUUCUUCUUAUUUUUUUACGCAAGCAGUCAUCGUCACGGAGGAGCGUCUGUGUGUCUGUGGCACGAGCGCAUUAUGUGAGAGAGAGAGACAGAGAGUUACAGGGGUUGUUGUUAGCAUCUGGUGCUAGCUCGGAGCUAACAGAGAUUAGAAGCUGUUUCAACAAUAAGGAGAGGGAGAGUCCUCUCCUGUCGGACUGAGAGGCUGAGAUAACGUCAGUUUAGGAAAAGGACUCGCUGAGUGAUGAGAUUGUAAACUUUAGUCUAAGUUAUCUCAGUGGGUCUCAAACGGUUUGGUCAUUUAUGUAAACAAAUAUUUCCAUCUAUUUAAUAUAGUUGUUCAAAAUAAGUUAAGAAAUCAUUCCAAUGUCAGUAAACAAUAAAAAACACAGUUUAAAAGGGGAGUGAUUAGUCAAAUGCAUAAAUAAAAAGAAAGAAUGCAGACUAGGUAAGAUAAAGAUAGGAGAGAGGAGUUUAUCAAUGAUGUGUUAUUGGUUGUGAGCAUUUCUAAUGGUUUUUGGAGUAUUGAAAUAUAUAUAUACAGUUCUGUUUCAUAUGAGUGUUGAGAGCUGUAUCCAUAAAUCUCUUAAUUUGUGUACCAGAUUGAUGCCUUUAACUUAAAUUUAAAGAAAAAAAAUCGUCCCUAUAUAUUUGUAAAAAGGCAGGAAAUGGAAUUAAAUCGAGAACAAUGUUUCAUUGCGGAGGACCCCCUGUUUUGUGUGUCCCCCCCACUUCUCAAACCAAAGUUACACCCUUGUGUGUGGUGACAUGCUAACACACCAUGAUCAAUCUACAGCCCAUACUUGAUGUGUGCUCACAAAGCACUUUGUCUGCUGAUAAGAUCUGAACACAUUCCUCCGCUCACAGCCGUCCCAGAGCAAAUAACUUCCAGGAAGUGGGUUAUGUAAUAUGUUAUUUAAAGCUAACGUCCCCCCGUCCUCUCUGUUCCUUUCUUAUUAUCCUGUGUACACACUGCACAUCUUGCCUUCUCCACCUCACUUGAGAUCUUACACAAAGCCCAUUCUGCUCCCCCUUCAUGGGUUUUUGGUUGGUGUUAUCAGAUGUAUAAAACUCAUGCUAGAGGACACCUGCUGUAUGUAUUGCACUGUUAAUAUCAGAUGUGUGUAAGCAUGGAUCUUUUCAAUCUCAGUUGUUGAGAAACUGGGAGCACGUGCACACAAGCCUGACUUCCACUCCCACUGGCGGCCAUAAGUGUUUGGUUGUAGAUCUAUUUAUCUGCAUCUGCUGUAGUAUUUCUGCUUGCUUGACAAGACUUUAGACCCGUCUGUUGAAAAAAAGAAGGCGUAUAGGUUCUCUAACUUCCUCAUUCAGACUUAUCUCAUGGACAUGUAAACCGUCCCCUGCAAUCAUGUCUUAGCCUUUGUCAAACAUCUCAAAUUUAGCCAGAGAUUUUGCUUACAGCACUUACAUUGAAAUGGACAUUGAGGUAAUAAAUAUGGAUAAAAUAAAAACACAAUGGACAUUAAACAUUUGAAAAAGGAAAUUGUUGUACACCCGCAAUUAAAGAGCUACUUAGGCUAAACUUCAUGUAAAAUAACUCAUGUUUUACUUAUAAAUGUGUUGUUUCUGG
Molecule: messenger RNA, 4093 nt
Organism: Gymnodraco acuticeps
Lineage: Eukaryota; Metazoa; Chordata; Actinopteri; Perciformes; Bathydraconidae
Product: elongation of very long chain fatty acids protein 6-like
Exons: 4
Coding region: 228-1034 (268 amino acids)
Biological process (GO): fatty acid elongation, monounsaturated fatty acid; very long-chain fatty acid biosynthetic process; fatty acid elongation, polyunsaturated fatty acid
Cellular component (GO): endoplasmic reticulum; endoplasmic reticulum membrane
Molecular function (GO): fatty acid elongase activity
Source: RefSeq, a predicted model, not a curated record